This is a messenger RNA of Soboliphyme baturini, 441 nucleotides long. Lineage: Eukaryota; Metazoa; Nematoda; Enoplea; Dioctophymatida; Soboliphymatidae. The record is from the annotation of a GenBank genome assembly.
AUGGGCAGCACUAUCCGGAAGCGCAAGAUGUACGACGAGUUUUUGGGAAAAGUGAAGAUCCUCGCGGACUUAGACAAAUGGGAGAGACUCACUGUCGCUGACGCGUUGGAACCGGUCUCGUUUCCGGCACACGCACGCAUCGUAGAACAGGGUCAACCAGGAGACGAGUUCUUCAUCAUACUCGAGGGCGAAGCACAAGUUUAUCAGAGGAGAACCGAGGACAGUCAGCCGGAAAUGGUUGGCCAGCUUGGGCCUUCAGACUACUUUGGUGAAAUCGCUCUGCUGCUGGACAGACCAAGGGCGGCAACGGUGUUGGCUAAGACAGCUAUGAAGUGCGUUAAGAUGGAUCGCGAUCGUUUCGAACGAGUGCUCGGUCCUUGUUCAGAAAUUCUGAAACGGAACAUUGCCAACUACAACAGCUACGUCAAGCUACUCACCUAA